AUGGCUACCAAUGCAGAUCUGAAAUUUAGUUUGCACCAGGAUCUGAGAGGACCUAAGCUUCACGCAAGGUUUUCCGUCAGCUUCCCCGACUCGGUUCGUCCAACAGGAUCAACAGCUAUGAGGACUACGGUAACAGCUCAACUCAGCCACUCGAAUGCCCUCAGGAUGUCAACGCACACCCAGGUGGUGAACCACGAGGGGCGCAGCGAGUCCUGGCGUAACCCCAUGGGCGGCCCCCGCGACGCCCCGGCGCGACACACGCCUCCCAAGCAGCAACUGCCUUCCCCUUCGACGCCGCAGUCGCCCCCGGCCGCCUCCUCGCCCCAGCUGCCGUCCUCCUCCGUCGCCUCCGGCUGCGUCAUGGUGGAGAUCGAGGUGGACGUGAACAAGCCUCGCGCCGCCGACGGGCAGAGGAGCCCCACCAAGGCCAACAACGGCUCACUCGCUGAGGACAAGAGCGCCGAUCUUUUCCACGCCUUCAAGGGGCACUGCAAGAGCAACCAGAAGGAGAUGGUGAAGCUCACGGGCUUCGCGCAGAGGAAGGGGACGCCGCCCCACGCCCUCACCAAGUACGACUCGGGCAGGAGCUCCGACGACCAGGUGUGCCUCGACAGGAAGCUCUCGUCGGACUCGGGGGUAUACGUGGACUCGCGCCACAAGAGGAACGCCCUGAACGACGGCGCCCCCGGCCAAGCGGUGGCGGACAAGGGUGAGGCCAGGGAGCUCCAUCGAGACCCCAGCAUUGAGCUCGCGUGCAUCGGGGGCCUCAGCGGCGAGACGUGAGACCGUCGUCGUCACAGCUCUUCGGUCUGAACUAAUUCGCACAAAUGUUUCCUUACAACUACUAUACAGCUCAGUUUCAA
This is a messenger RNA of Penaeus chinensis, 863 nucleotides long. RefSeq lists its product as uncharacterized. Lineage: Eukaryota; Metazoa; Arthropoda; Malacostraca; Decapoda; Penaeidae. The transcript has 4 exons. The record is from RefSeq and is a predicted model, not a curated record. Bases 1 to 783 code for a protein of 260 amino acids.